AUGGAGGAAACAAAUUCAACUAGUGUAGAGUUCGGAAUAGGAGAAUCAAGUGCUAUUGGAAGUGAAAUUGCGGACAAUACUGUAAAUGCUCCUAAACCACUACUAGGAAUGAAGUUUAAUAGUUAUGAAGAAGGUUAUAACUAUUAUAACUCUUAUGCAUUGUUGAUGGGUUUUGGAAUAAGGAAGAGCACGGUAAAGUACUCGUGCAAGACUAGAGAAGUGGUAGACAGGAAGUUUGUUUGUGAUAAGGAGGGCUAUAGACCUAAAAGAGACAAGAUAGAAAAUCUAGUUCGGCGAGAGACCCGAGUGGGAUUCUGCGAGAAGAAGGUAUGCCUCCUUCCACUAUUUCUCGUGUCAUCAAUGCAACUAAUGGAAGAGAAGAGUGCGACAACGAAUGAUCCAGAAUUUUAUUUUGCAAUAGAAGUAGACAGUAGUGGACAAAUGAGGAGUGUUUUCUGGGCCGAUGGAAGAUCAAGAGCAUCUUAUUUGAAAUUCAGUGAUGUUAUUGUGUUUGAUGUGACAUACAGAACUAAUAAGUUCAGUCUUCUCAACAUAGGUGCUAUUAUAACAGAUCAGGAUAGAGCAAUGUGUAAUGUUAUUCACUCAGUGUUUCCAACGACAAGACACAGUUAUUGCUAUUGGCACAUGCAAAAGCAUAUUAUUGAUCAUUUGCCUACUUUGGUAUCUCGUUAUGGUGAACAGUUUCAAAGGUAUUGGGGCUUGUGGUGCAAUAGUUCUUCAAUUGAACAAUGUGAAGGAUAUUGGGUUGAGAUGAAAGAGAAGUUUGAUAUAAAUGAAGAAGGGGAGGGAUGGUUGCAAACAACUCAAUUACACGAGUUUGUGACACAAUAUGAAAAAGCAGUUUCUCAUUGUCGCUUAAGUGAAGCCCAUGAAGAUUUUAAGAGUCUUAACACAAAGCCUGUCAUGCUCCUUGGACAUCCAAUUGAGGUCCAAGGUGGAGAAAUGUAUACACGCAAUAUGUUUGAUGUGUUCCAAACUAAAUUCAAAGGAUUUGGUACAGAGUUUUGUGAAGAAUUGAGAAAAGAUGGGGACAUUGUUGAAUACAAGGUCUGUAAGUUUACAGAUAGAGGAAAAUGGGAGGUGGUUAUUUAUGAACAAUCUAGUCAGAUGCAGUUCCGUUGCACUUGUGUUUUGUUUGAAACUAAUGGUGUUAUUACAGUUCAUGAUCCUGAUAGAGCUGCAAGGACUAAAGGUCGUCCACGCAAUGCAACUAGAAUCCAAUCAAGUUUAGAACAAGCACAAGAAAAGAAAGAAAGGAUGAAACAUAUAGUAGCAGAUGUGGUGAACUCGGGCAUUAUAGAACUAGUUCUAAACGAAAAUUGGUCUGAAUUCUUGAGCACCACAUGCAUGGAUUUGUGGAAGAUGAAGUUCUCACUAUUGCAUGAAGUUUCUAUGCAGAAAUGGGAAGCUACUUGGAAAUGUAGACUGGAUUUGAAGACUGGAAAUGUGUGCCUCAAUAGAAACAUAUAUGGUUUUGAGUUUAUUCUGCAAUUGGGGUUCAAUGCAUGA
This is a messenger RNA of Asparagus officinalis (garden asparagus), 1530 nucleotides long. RefSeq names its product protein FAR1-RELATED SEQUENCE 5-like. The transcript has 9 exons. NCBI's taxonomy places the organism in Eukaryota, Viridiplantae, Streptophyta, Magnoliopsida, Asparagales, Asparagaceae. Gene Ontology annotation, biological process: regulation of DNA-templated transcription. The record is from RefSeq and is a predicted model, not a curated record. The coding region runs from base 1 to 1530 and encodes 509 amino acids.